ACCAACACUGUAACGAUGUAUUUGAGAGACAAGUGUUCAUUGUGUAAAUUUAUUUUUUGUUUUCAAUAAACAUUAGGAGACGAAAUAUAGUUUACACGUUGUCAAUAAUAUAAGCCAACCGUGUCUGAAUUGCCCCAUUGUUGCGCACGCGUCGGUAUCGGAAACAGCUCCUUUAAGAAAGUCAUUUGAAGCAAAGAAAAAGUUCAAAGGAGGAAAUAGGAAGUCAGUCUCGAAUGUCAACACAACAAACAAAGCACAAAGAAGAGGAACGGACAGACAAUUUAAGACGUUUAAGACAAUGGCGGGUAUUAAAGCGCUGGUUGGGUUGUCCUUCAGUGGAGCCAUUGGCUUGACAUUCCUCCUGUUGAGCUGUGCCUUGGAGCAAUAUGGGGUGUACUGGCCCCUCUUCAUCCUUUUCUUCUACAUACUCUCUCCUAUCCCCACCUUUAUAUCCAGAAGGCUCAGUGAUGACAGUGAUGUGGCCAGCAACGCAUGCAGAGAGCUGGCAUACUUCCUCACUACGGGAAUUGUGGUAUCUGCGUUCGCGCUUCCCAUCAUAAUGGCCCGGGGUGCAGUAAUCCAGUUGGGGGCCUGUGGCCUGGUGAUGGCCGGCAACGUUUUCAUCUUCCUCACCAUCCUUGGCUUCUUCCUGGUGUUUGGAGGGGAAGACGACUUCAGCUGGGAGUAGUGAUAGACCGUCUGUGAAUCUCUGGCCAAACAGAGCCACAAUCCCAAAUGGACCCCUAGACCCUAUGCAUUUGUGGAGAUCUGAGAGGAUUAGACAGGUGUAAGUAAUAUGGUAAUAGCUCCAUCUUGCCCUCUGAUAGGCUUGCUAGGUGGAAGUUUCACCAUACCAGUCAAAUCUUCUCUGAUCUCCACAAGUGCAUGUGGUGUAGGAUCUAGGGGUCGAUUUGAGAUUAGGCAAUGUGAAGAGGUAUGCUUAGGUAUAAGCAUGUGGUGAAAUAUCACCAAGGGAAGAGUGGUUGUUUCUGGACAGGACCCACUUCUCUACAAUCAUGUAUGUAUGUAUGUAUGUAUGUAUGUAUGUAUGUAUGUAUGUAUGUAUGUAUGUAUGUAUGUAUGUAUGUAUGUAUGCUACAAAACUAUAGUUUAACAAGAAAUUUGUGAAGUGGUUGAAAAAUGAGUUUUAAUGACUCCAACUGUAUGUAUGUAUGCACAUGCAUUCAUGCAUACAGUUGGAGUCAUUAAAACAAAUUUUUCAACCACUCCACAAAUUUCUUGUUAGCAAGUUAUAGUUUUGGCAAGUCUGUUAGGACAUCUACUUUGUGCAUGACACAAGUUAUUUUUCCAACAAUUGUUUACAGACAGACUAUUUCACUUAUAAUUCACUGUAUUACAAUUCCAGUGGGUCAGAAGUUUACAUACAUUAAGUUGACUGUGUCUUUAAACAGCUUGGAAAAUUCCAGAAGAUGAUGUCAUGGCUUUAGAAGUUUCUGUUAGGCUAAUUGACAUCAUUUGAGUCAAUUGGAGGUGUACCCAUGGAUGAAUUUCAAGGCAUACCUUCAAACUCAGUGCCUCUGCUUGACAUCAUGGGAAAAUCCAAAGAAAUCAGCCAAGACCUCAGAUUUUUUUUUUUUUUAGACCUCCACAAGUCUGGUAUAUUCUUGGGAGCAAUUUCCAAAUGCCUGAAGGUACCACGUUCAUCUGUACAAACAAUAGUAUGCAAGUAUAAACACCAUGGGACCACGCAGCCUUCAUACCGUUCAGGAAGGAUACGUGUUCUGUCUCCUAGAGAUGAAUGUACUUUGGUGCGAAAAGUACAAAUCAAUGCCAGAACAACAGCAAAGGAUCUUGUGAAGAUGCUGGAGGAAACAGGUACAAAAGUAUCUAUAUCCACAGUCAAACAAGUCCUAUAUCGACAUAACCUGAAAGGCAGCUCAGCAAGGAAGAAGCCACUGCUCCAAAACCGCCAUAAAAAAGCCAGACUACGGUUUGCAACUGCACAUGGGGACAAAGAUCGUACUUUUUGGAGAAAUGUCCUCUAGUCUGAUGAAACAAAAAUAGAACUGUUGGCCAUAAUGACCAUCGUUAUGUUUGGCGGGAAAAGGGGGAUGCUUACAAGCCGAAGAACACCAUCCCAACCGUGAAGCACGGGGGUGGCAGCAUCAUGUUGUGUGGGUGCUUUGCUGUAGAAGGGACUGGUGCACUUCACAAAAUAGACGGCAUCACGAGGAAGGAAAAUUAUGUGGAUAUAUUAAAGCAACAUCUCCAAGACAUCAGUCAGGAAGAUAAAGCUUGAUCACAAGUGGGUCUUCCAAAGUUGUGGCAAAUGGCUUAAGGACAACAGUCAAAGUAUUGGAGUGGCCAUCACAAAGCCCUGACCACAAAGCCCUCACCUCAAUUCUAUAGAAAAUUUGUGGGCAGAACUCAGAAGACGUGUGUGAACAAGGAGGCUGACAAACCUGACGUAGUUAGACCAGCUCUGUCAGGAGGAAUGGGCCAAAAUUCACCCAACUUAUUGUGGGAAGCUUGUGGAAGGCUACCCAAAACGUUUGACCCAAGUUAAACAAUUUAAAGGCAAUGCUACCAAAUACUUAUUGAGUGUGUGUAAACUUCUGACCCACUGGGAAUGUGAUGAAAGAAAUAAAACCUGAAAUAAAUUAUUCUCUCGACUAUUAUUCUGACAUUUCACAUUCUUAAAAUAAAGUGGUGAUCCUAACUGACCUAAGACAGGGAAUUUUUACUCAGAUUAAAUUGUGAAUUGUGAAAAGGUGAGUUUAAAUGUAUUUGGCAAAGGUAAACUUCUUCAACUGUAUAUGUAUGUGUAUAUAUAUGUAUGUGUGUAUGUAUGUAUCUGUAUAUGAUUGCAACAACUUCUAUAUGCUUCAAUGAACGUAUCAUAUAAGGGAUACUGUUGAAUGAUUUUUGUGGUUAUCACCACAUUCUGUUUCUAUUCUUUUCAGGGAGCAUUCUGUUUGAAAAUGUAUCUUGCUUAUUUUAAGUAUUAGCGUUUCAAAUUAUCUACCCAUACUCAUUCUUGCAGUUGAUUUACGUUUGUACUUUUGUUUGUGGUUGUAUGUGUUUAUCUAUUUUAUAUGAUCUUUGGGUAUGACUAGAUAAUCAAGUCAAGGUGUAGUCAACGUUUUUGUAGUUUGUCAUUUUAAACAUUUUGCUCCAAGACAAAAAAAAAGCCUUAUUCUAGGCCUUGCUGCAAAUGUUUACAGUAAUACCAAACGACAGUUUAAGAAAAUAAGUUAGACACGAUUCACCCACCAUGGUUUCUGACGAGUGUCUAUGAUUAUUAAACACAUUAUUAAUUCUAAUUGAGUAAUUAUGUUACACCCUUAUUAUUAAGUUAACAAAUGUAUUUUUGAAUUACAUGUGUUUAAUAUGUUUGUCUUCACUGAGGACAGAAGCCAAAAUGGGGUUUUGUGAACCAUGGGCUACAUUGGUACAGUAGAUGAAUGGUGAGUUUUCACAUGAAAUGUUAAUACUAUAUAUUUGCUGUUUUUUGUUCUAAUGAAGUGCCCACUUUUCUGUUCACCCAAAAGUGCCUAGUAAAAUGUACUAUUUUUACUGAUUCAAAAAGUUCUUAAGAGUUUGAGUCACUUUUUACAUUCUAUAUUGGUAUAGCCUUCUGAGAACCCAUAGUGUAUUCUAGAACUCUGUUUUGCGAUAUUCCAAUUAAUAACCGAAUGUAACAACACCACUUCAUUCUGAUUUCAUGUUACUAUAAGUAUGCUAAAAUGUCUAGUUUUCACCGAAGGGUCAAUUUAAUUAACAACAUUUCCGCAUGAUCUCAUAUCAUGAAAUGGAAAAAAAAACGUUAUUAUACUAUAUGUGUCUCAUUAGCUAUCAUUCAUUAUGAAGUCUUUGUGUUGCAUAUACAUGUACUGUAAGUGUGAACCCAAGACUUAACAGCACUUUCAAAACACUAGAGAGCACUAGAGAGACCUGUUUUGAAACUCCUGACAAAAUCCUAUACAUAGUCUGUUUUCUAACAUUAAUUAAAGCACUAUUGAAAUAUA
Molecule: messenger RNA, 3989 nt
Organism: Salvelinus fontinalis (brook trout)
Lineage: Eukaryota; Metazoa; Chordata; Actinopteri; Salmoniformes; Salmonidae
Product: leptin receptor gene-related protein-like
Exons: 4
Coding region: 299-688 (129 amino acids)
Biological process (GO): late endosome to vacuole transport via multivesicular body sorting pathway; negative regulation of growth hormone receptor signaling pathway
Cellular component (GO): endosome
Source: RefSeq, a predicted model, not a curated record